Arxiozyma heterogenica is the source of this 1293-nucleotide messenger RNA. RefSeq names its product type II protein arginine methyltransferase. The transcript has a single exon. Bases 1 to 1293 code for a protein of 430 amino acids. Lineage: Eukaryota; Fungi; Ascomycota; Saccharomycetes; Saccharomycetales; Saccharomycetaceae. The record is from RefSeq and is a predicted model, not a curated record.
AUGUUAAAACGAUUAUUGAGUAGGCCGUUAACAAAAUGUCAUUUCAGUCAUGUCAGACGACUGAAAUAUGAAGAUUUACACAACCCGUCAACUCGAUCUAAUGGGAGAAUUCCAAUUAGGGAAUAUAUAAAAUGGUUGAAUAGGCCUUACAUAAUGGUCUGGGACGAUUUUUUCAAUUCAAAAACAUUAAAAAGCGAUGUAACGAUCUGUCAUGACAUAUUAGAGAAUCAUGGAGAGGGGAUCACAAAUUUUGAGCCAUUUUUUAGUGAAGCCAUGGCUAAAUGGUUAUGGACAACCUAUACGUUGAAUGACUACCCGUAUUUCGAUUUGAAUAUUGUAACUGUUUUCACGAAUCUGCCAAAGGCUUUAGACACAUGUAGUCACACAAUGAAAUUUUUUAAGGAUGUUUUGCAGAGUGAACAGUUUACAAGAAUCAAUUAUUUCAUGGUCCCUUUGUAUAGAAUGGAUGGACACAUAUCUGAGGAACAAUUGUUAUAUAGAAGAAUUCCGGGGAAAGUACAGAUCAUAAAUGAUAUCAAAGUAUCACCAUUUCAUGUAUUAGGUGUGAAAAACGAUCCUUCAAAUACCUUCUGGGUGCAAGACCCUGUGUAUAUUAUUCUUAUGGAUGAUAUUAUAAAGUAUAUGGCACAGGAUCAGAUUAGAAUCAAUUCCGAAGGUGUGCUAGAACAAGGAUAUUUAAGAUUUAAUUCAAGUGGAGAUUAUUUUAGAAAAGAAUAUCAUAAAGAAAUUGAUCCCUUAUGUUCACAGGCAAUAAAUAUUUUAGACAACACUAUUGACAGCACCACAGGGAUUGAACAAUAUAUACCUAGUCAGUUAAUCCAGUUAUUUGAAAUUAUUAGUUCGAUAAUACCUGAGUAUCGUAUAUUUGCAUUGGAUUUACAAAGAGACUCGUAUAAAGAUUAUACCAGUUGGUGGUUAAAGACCUGGUAUAACAAAUUGACUUAUUGGGGUAAUAGUCAUGACGAUUGCAUAACAGACCCAAAUGUUUUAUUAAUACCGGAGAAAGAAGAACAAUGGAAUCAUACCAUGUAUAAACGAAUGACAAACAAUGUGACAUCAAGAGAUUUAAUCUCCUUUACGACGAAUUUUAAACAAAUCAAGAAAAUAUGCUUGAAUUUUAAUCCCAAUAUUAAUGCUGUAAAAUUACAAUCACUAUAUCAAUUUAUGAAUCAGUGGUAUCAAGAUGAAUUCAAUGCUAUACCAGAUGCAUCUAUUUACUGGAAACAACUGAGGGGAAGCCAACUGAAACUUAUAAUGUAUCAUCUAGUGUAA